Messenger RNA from Mus caroli (Ryukyu mouse), 2301 nucleotides. It is a transcript of the gene Adam2, whose product is annotated as ADAM metallopeptidase domain 2. Gene Ontology annotation, biological process: proteolysis; binding of sperm to zona pellucida; male gonad development. Lineage: Eukaryota; Metazoa; Chordata; Mammalia; Rodentia; Muridae. Gene Ontology annotation, cellular component: plasma membrane. Gene Ontology annotation, molecular function: metalloendopeptidase activity. The record is from RefSeq and is a predicted model, not a curated record.
CCAACUGCCAUUCCCCGGGGCGGGGUCCAGGAGGCCAGGCCAUGUGGCUCAUCUUGCUUCUGCUGAGUGGGCUGAGUGAACUUGGCGGCCUUAGUGAGUCCCAAACAGAAGGCACUCGUGAGAAAUUACACGUGCAAGUCACGGUGCCAGAGAAAAUCCGGUCCGUCACAAGCAAUGGCUACGAAACACAGGUGACCUACAAUCUCAAAAUCGAAGGGAAAACAUACACCUUGGACCUAAUGCAAAAACCGUUCUUGCCUCCCAACUUUAGAGUCUACAGUUAUGACAACACAGGAAUCAUGAAGUCUCUUGAGCAGAAGUUUCAGAAUAUCUGCUACUUCCAAGGAUACAUUGAAGGUUAUCCAAAUUCUAUGGUGAUUGUUAGCACAUGUACUGGACUCAGGGGUUUUCUCCAAUUUGGAAACGUUAGCUAUGGAAUUGAACCUCUGGAAUCUUCCAGUGGUUUUGAACACGUGAUCUACCAAGUGGAACCUAAGAAAGGAGACACAUUACUCUACGCCGAGAAGGAUAUCGAGUUAAGAGACGUGCAGUAUAAGAUACGAAGUAUCAAGCCACAGCGGAUCGUCUCUCACUAUCUGGAAAUACAUAUUGUUGUUGAAAAGCAAAUGUUUGAGCAUAUCGGGGCUGAUACAGCCAUUGUCACUCAAAAGAUUUUCCAGUUGAUUGGACUGGCAAAUGCUAUCUUUGCCCCCUUUAAUCUUACAGUAAUUCUGUCUUCCCUGGAAUUUUGGAUGGAUGAAAACAAAAUCUUGACCACAGGCGACGCUAACAAGUUGCUCUACAGGUUCCUGAAGUGGAAACAGUCAUACCUUGUUCUGCGACCACAUGAUAUGGCGUUUUUACUCGUCUACAGGAACACUACCGAUUAUGUUGGCGCCACCUAUCAAGGGAAGAUGUGUGACAAGAACUAUGCAGGAGGCGUUGCUCUGCACCCCAAAGCCGUAACUCUGGAAUCACUUGCAAUUAUUUUAGUUCAGCUGCUGAGCCUCAGCAUGGGGCUAGCGUAUGAUGACGUGAACAAGUGCCAGUGCGGCGUACCCGUCUGCGUGAUGAACCCGGAAGCGCCUCACUCCAGCGGUGUCCGGGCCUUCAGUAACUGCAGCAUGGAGGACUUUUCCAAGUUUAUCACAAGUCACAGCUCCCACUGUCUGCAGAACCAGCCACGGCUACAGCCAUCUUACAAGAUGGCGGUCUGUGGGAAUGGAGAGGUGGAAGAAGAUGAAGUUUGCGACUGUGGAACGAAGGGCUGUGCAGAAAUGCCCCCGCCAUGCUGUAACCCCGACACCUGUAAGCUGUCAGAUGGCUCCGAGUGCUCCAGCGGAAUGUGCUGCAACUCAUGCAAGCUGAAGAAGAAAGGGGAGGUUUGCAGGCUUGCCCAUCAUGAGUGUGAUGUCACAGAGUACUGCAAUGGCACAUCCGAAGUGUGUGAAGACUUCUUUGUUCAAAACGGUCACCCGUGUGAAAAUCAAAAGUGGAUCUGUGUUAACGGCAUCUGUCAGAGUGGAGAACAGCAGUGCCAGGAUCUAUUUGGCAUCGAUGCAAACUAUGGGACAAGUGAAUGUUUCUGGGAGCUGAAUUCCAAGACUGACAUAUCUGGGAGCUGUGGAAUCACUGCUGCGGGAUACAAGGAAUGCCCUCCUAAUGACCGGAUGUGUGGGAAAAUAAUAUGUAAAUACCAAAGUGAAAAUAUACUUAAAUUGAGGUCUGCCACUGUUAUUUAUGCCAAUAUAAGCGGGCAUGUCUGCGUUUCCCUGGAAUAUCCCCAAGGUCAUCAGGAGAGCCAGAAGAUGUGGGUGAGAGAUGGAACCAUCUGCGGGCCAAAGAAGGUUUGCCAGAAGCAAAAAUGUGUAGCAGACAGUUUCUUGGGCUAUGAUUGCAGCCCGGAAAAAUGCAACCACCAUGGUGUAUGUAAUAACAAGAAGCACUGCCACUGUGACCCCACAUACUUACCUCCAGAUUGUAAAAUAAUGAAAGAUUCAUAUCCUGGCGGGAGCAUUGAUAGUGGCAACAAGGAAAGGGCCGAACCCAUCCCUGCACGGCCCUACAUUGCAAGUGCUUACCGCUCCAAGUCUCCACGGUGGCCAUUUUUCUUGAUCAUCCCUUUCUACGUUGUGAUCCUUGUCCUGAUUGGGAUGCUGGUAAAAGUCUAUUCCCAAAGGAUGAAAUGGAGAAUGGAUGACUUCUCAAGCGAAGAGCAAUUUGAAAGUGAAAGUGAAUCCAAAGACUAGUCUGAACAGCAAAGAUUCCACAAUGUCACAAGUAAUUCUCUUCAGUGGACAG